ACUCUUUUCCGAGAGCGGAACCGUGUUUUUCUAAACUCUUGUUUCCCUAAGUCUGAGGCGGACGGAAUAUAGUAUUGUUUUACACCCAUCGCUUCCGGAUCCGGCCACCUGAAAUGGAGACUAUACUAGAGCAGCAGCGGCGUUACCAUGAGGAGAAAGAGCGGCUAAUGGAUGUGAUGACCAAGGAAAUGAUGGCAAAGAAAGCCACGUUGCGUGAACAGAUAAAUUCCGACCACAGAGCACGAGCAAUGCAAGAUCGGUAUAUGGACGUGAGCGCGAACUCAAGGGAUCUAUAUGAAGAUAAAGAUGGAUUAAGAAAGGAAGAGCUGAAUGCCAUUUCUGGACCAAAUGAAUUUGGUGAAUUCUACAACAGGCUCAAAUUGAUUAAAGAAUUUCACCGGAAGCAUCCGAAUGAGAUCUGUGUCCCUAUGUCAGUGGAAUUUGAUGAGCUGCUGAAGUCCAGGGAAAAUCCAAGCGAAGAAGCUCAAAAUCUGGUGGAGUUCACAGAUGAAGAAGGUUAUGGUCGGUACUUGGACCUUCAUGACAGUUACUUGAAGUACAUCAACCUGAAGUCUUCAGAGAAAUUGGACUACAUCACAUAUUUAUCAACUUUUGACCAACUCUUCGACAUUCCCAAAGAACGAAAGAACGCAGAAUACAAACGGUAUUUGGAAGUGCUGUUAGAAUACUUACAAGAUUACACAGACCGAGUGAAACCAUUGCUGGAUCAGAAUGAGCUGUUCGGUAAGAUACAGAAUGACUUUGAGAAGAAGUGGGAGACCGGAGGCUUUCCAGGUUGGCCGAAAGAAACUAGCAGUGCCCUUACACAUGCAGGGGCUCAUUUGGACCUCUCUGCCUUUUCAUCCUGGGAGGAGUUGGCCUCUCUUGGAUUAGAUAGAUUGAAGUCUGCCCUGCUGGCACUGGGGCUUAAAUGUGGAGGAACUCUUGAAGAAAGAUCCCAGAGACUUUUUGGUACAAAAGGAAAAUCUUUGGAUGCCCUGGAUUCAUCUUUGUUCACAAAGAAUCCAAAAUCGAAGGGUAUCAGAAGGGACACAGAAAAGAAUAAGGACAUAGCUUUUCUCGAAGCACAAAUCUACGAAUAUGUUGAAAUUCUAGGGGAGCAAAGACAUCUGACGCAUGAAAAUGUGCAGCGAAAGCAGGCCAGAACUGGUGAGGAGAGAGAAGAGGAGGAAGAAGAACAGAUAAGUGAAAGUGAGAGCGAUGAUGAGGAAAAUGAAAUUAUUUAUAACCCCAAAAACCUUCCACUUGGGUGGGAUGGCAAGCCUAUACCAUACUGGUUGUACAAGCUACAUGGACUAAACAUAAACUACAACUGUGAAAUAUGCGGCAAUUAUACUUACCGAGGGCCUAAGGCUUUCCAACGCCACUUUGCAGAAUGGAGACAUGCGCACGGCAUGCGGUGUCUAGGCAUCCCAAACACUGCUCACUUUGCCAAUGUCACACAGAUUGAGGAUGCUGUUUCAUUGUGGUCAAAACUCAAGCACCAGAAGGCAUCAGAAAGGUGGCAGCCUGACACUGAGGAGGAAUAUGAAGAUUCAAGUGGGAACGUUGUGAACAAGAAGACGUAUGAAGAUCUGAAACGCCAAGGACUCCUCUAAUAGCAAUCCCUCUUUCUAGAAGUACCAUUCUGGUUUAACUGUAUUAAAUUCCAACUUUAUUUGUUUGCAGGAGCCUAGUCAUCAUUGUGGCUUGUACAUGUAUGAUUGUCUUUUUUUUUUAAUUAAAAUGCGAGCAACAUUUUCAGUAA
Molecule: messenger RNA, 1768 nt
Organism: Pseudophryne corroboree (corroboree frog)
Lineage: Eukaryota; Metazoa; Chordata; Amphibia; Anura; Myobatrachidae
Gene: SF3A3
Product: splicing factor 3a subunit 3
Exons: 17
Coding region: 114-1619 (501 amino acids)
Biological process (GO): mRNA splicing, via spliceosome
Cellular component (GO): spliceosomal complex; nucleus
Molecular function (GO): RNA binding; zinc ion binding
Source: RefSeq, a predicted model, not a curated record